CGGCUCCGGGCCCCUCCGACGCCAGCAUGCGGUGCCCGGGCCCCCGCCUGUGGCUGGUCCUGCAGGUGGUGGGCUCGUGCGCCGCCAUCAGCUCCAUGGACCGGGAACGACCAGGCGACGGCAGGUGCCAGCUCAUCGAGAUCCCCAUGUGCAAAGACAUCGGCUACAACAUGACCCGCAUGCCCAACCUGAUGGGCCACGAGAACCAGCGCGAGGCGGCCAUCCAGCUGCACGAGUUCGCGCCGCUCGUGGAGUACGGCUGCCAUAGCCACCUCCGCUUCUUCCUGUGCUCGCUGUACGCGCCCAUGUGCACCGAGCAGGUCUCCACGCCCAUCCCCGCCUGCCGCGUCAUGUGCGAGCAGGCCCGGCUCAAGUGCUCCCCGAUCAUGGAGCAGUUCCACUUCCGGUGGCCCGACUCCCUGGACUGCGGCAAGCUGCCCAACAAGAACGACCCCAACUACCUGUGCAUGGAGGCGCCCAGCAACGGCUCGGACGAGCCCAGCCGCGGUGGCCCGGGCCUCUCCCCGCCGCUCUACAGGCCGCCGCGGCCGCACGAGCACGCGCCCCCGGAGGGCGGCCCCGGGCGCUCCGCCGCCGCAGCUGCCGCCAAUGCUGCGGGCUGCGAUAACCCGGGCAAGUUCCACCACGUGCAGAAGAGCGCGGCGUGCGCGCCGCUGUGCGCGCCCAACGUGGACGUGUACUGGAGCCGCGCCGACAAGCGCUUCGCCGUGGUCUGGCUCGCCGUGUGGUCCGUGCUGUGCUUCCUGUCCAGCGCCUUCACCGUGCUCACCUUCCUCAUCGACCCCGCGCGCUUCCGCUACCCCGAGCGCCCCAUCAUCUUCCUCUCCAUGUGCUACUGCGUCUACUCCGUGGGCUACAUCAUCCGCCUCUUCGCCGGCGCCGAGAGCAUCGCCUGCGACCGCGACAGCGGCCAGCGCUACGUGAUCCAGGAGGGCCUGGAGAGCACGGGCUGCACGCUCGUGUUUCUGGUGCUCUACUACUUCGGCAUGGCCAGCUCGCUGUGGUGGGUGGUGCUCACGCUCACCUGGUUCCUGGCCGCCGGCAAGAAGUGGGGCCACGAGGCCAUCGAGGCCAACAGCAGUUACUUCCACCUGGCCGCUUGGGCCAUCCCCGCCGUCAAGACCAUCGUGGUGCUGGUCACGCGCCGGGUGGCCGGGGACGAGCUCACCGGCGUCUGCUACGUGGGCAGCAUGGACGUCAGUGCCCUCACGGGCUUCGUGCUGGUCCCGCUGGCCUGCUACCUGGUGGUGGGCACCUCCUUCCUGCUGUCGGGCUUCGUGGCCCUCUUCCACAUCCGCCGGGUCAUGAAGACGGGCGGGGAGAACACGGACAAGCUGGAGAGGCUGAUGGUGCGCAUCGGGGUCUUCUCCGUGCUCUACACGGUGCCCGCCACCUGCGUCAUCGCCUGCUACUUCUACGAGCGCCUCAACGUGGACUACUGGAAGGCCCUGGCCACGCAGCACAAGUGCAAGGUCAACAACCAGACGAAGCACCUGGACUGCGUCAUGGCGGCCUCCAUCCCGGCCGUGGAGAUCUUCCUGGUGAAGGUGUCCAUGCUGCUGAUCAUGGGCAUCACCAGCGGCAUGUGGGUCUGGACCGCCAAGACCCUGCAGUCCUGGCAGAGCGUGUGCGGCCGCCGGCUGAGGAGGAAGAGCCGCAGGAAGCCGGCCAGCGUCAUCGCCGCCGCCGGGGGCAUGUACAAAAAGGCCCACCCCCAGGGGCUCCCCGCCCCUCCGACCUGCGUGUGAGCUGGGGGCCGGCAGGCGCUCCACGCGCUCCACGCGCUCCACGCACCCGUCGCGAUGUGUUUUGCUCUUUUGACGUGGACGUUAAGGAAGAGAUGAGAAGCGUCCAUCGUGGGAUCCCGGCUGCUGUGACGCGCUGAAUGUGUGUAAAGGAACUGUGGAAGCUUUCGCUCUGUGUUUGCUGGGGGAAGGCACGCCCCCAGCGAGCCCUGGUGUGGUUCGUUUCUGGCGAUGGAGCCACUCUGAAGCGAGCUUCUGGCCAGAACCCCUCAACUAUGAGUGCAGGAGCCCCCCACUUAAAGAGUCAGAUGACUUCUCUGCAAAGUGAAGACCCCCGCCCCACUUGGCCAGUGACCCGCCCCUUCCCUGGCAGCCCCCAGGGAGGCUGCCAGCCGGACAGCCACUUGUGUGCGUGGAGGGAAGGGGGUCCCGGCCACCGCGGCCGUCUGGGGGUUCGCGGCCUCCUCGCCGGUCUGCAGCCCUAGAAGCACACGCCUUCCCAUGCCGAACGUUGGCGAAAUGAGACCAUGUGCAAUACAUUCCCCUCCACAAAAAUGAGAAGAGAAGCAAGUAUUUUGCUGCACAUAAAGACAGCAAGAGGCCUCCUCGCGCCAGAACUGAGGCCUGGCCCCGGGCGGCCCUCUACUGUCACAUUUUGUGGCUUUUUAAAUGGAAGCCAAGCCCACUAUGCCUCGGACUGACAUGUGGAAAGGCCGGGAGAGGGGCUCGCUGACUCUGUUGUCGUGAACGGAGAAGCCACUGGCUGCUCGUGUCUGCAAGAGACGGUGUUCUUCAGGCUCCACUAUUUUAUUAAAAAUAAAAGAUGUUCUUUAGUU
Molecule: messenger RNA, 2602 nt
Organism: Ochotona curzoniae (black-lipped pika)
Lineage: Eukaryota; Metazoa; Chordata; Mammalia; Lagomorpha; Ochotonidae
Gene: FZD10
Product: frizzled class receptor 10
Exons: 1
Coding region: 27-1769 (580 amino acids)
Biological process (GO): canonical Wnt signaling pathway; non-canonical Wnt signaling pathway
Cellular component (GO): plasma membrane
Molecular function (GO): Wnt receptor activity; Wnt-protein binding
Source: RefSeq, a predicted model, not a curated record